AUGUCUACCUCCGUUUCCGCCGCCGCCGUUGCCGCUGCCGCUGCCGCCCUCGUCCCACGCCUCACCGGCCGCCGAUCGCCGCCGGCAUCUCGCGUACCAGAGAUCUGCCGCAGAAGAAUCAGAUCCAAACCCCGUAUCUUUUCUUCCUCCCCCUCUUUCCCCAUUGUCCCCGCCGCUGCCAUGGCCACCGACGGCGCCGCCUCCGAUGCUGGGUCCAAGAAGAAGCUGCUCAUCUUCGACUCCGAGGAGGAUCUCGCGGUUUCGUUGGCAAAGUACACUGCGGAUCUGUCGGAGAAGUUCGCGGCCGAGAGGGGCGCCUUCACCGCCGUGCUCUCUGGCGGAUCCCUCAUCGAGGCGCUCAGGAAGCUGACGGAGCCGCCGUACCUGGAUUCAGUGGACUGGAGCAAGUGGCACGUCUUCUGGGUGGAUGAGAGGGUCGUUCGCAAGGACCAUGUGGAUAGCAACUACAAGCUCGCCUUUGAUGGGUUUCUCUCCAAGGUGCCGAUUCCUCCUGGACAAGUUUAUGCUAUAAAUGAUGCCUUGUCAGCUGAGGGAGCAGCAGAUGACUAUGAAGCGUGCUUGAAGCAGCUUGUUAAGAACGGUGUGAUUUCCAUGUCAGCAGCGACUGGAUUUCCCAGGUUUGAUCUCCAGCUUCUGGGAAUGGGACCUGAUGGCCACAUUGCAUCUCUCUUCCCUGGUCACCCUCUUGUUAAUGAGAAAGAGAGGUGGGUCACAUACAUUAAGGAUUCUCCAAAACCACCACCCGAGAGAAUCACAUUUACAUUUCCAGUAAUCAACUCAUCUGCAUAUGUUGCAAUGGUGGUAACUGGAGCUGGAAAGGCUGCAGCGGUGCAGAAAGCACUUUCAGACAAGCAAACCUCAUCGGAUCUGCUGCCUGUUGAGAUGGCUGUACUGCAAGAUGGAGAAUUCACUUGGUUCACUGACAAGGCAGCAGUGUCCAUGCUGCAGAACAAGUGA
This is a messenger RNA of Miscanthus lutarioriparius, 978 nucleotides long. NCBI's taxonomy places the organism in Eukaryota, Viridiplantae, Streptophyta, Magnoliopsida, Poales, Poaceae. The record is from the annotation of a GenBank genome assembly.